Lymnaea stagnalis (great pond snail) is the source of this 651-nucleotide messenger RNA. The record is from the annotation of a GenBank genome assembly. Lineage: Eukaryota; Metazoa; Mollusca; Gastropoda; Lymnaeidae.
AUGAUCGAACUAAAAAAUGUUUCCAAAGUCGUGCGCUCCGGCGCAGACGAUCUGACGAUUCUCGACGAUGUUUCGUUUGCUAUUCCCGACGGCGAAUUUGUCGCCGUCACAGGCGCAUCAGGCAGCGGAAAAUCAACGCUUCUCGGGCUUAUUGCAGGACUCGACGCGCCGAGCAACGGCGCAAUUUUAAUCGACAACGCAGAUGUGACAAAGAUGAGCGAAGACGAACUCGCAACUUUACGAAGCGAAAAAGUCGGCUUCGUUUUUCAAUCUUUUCACUUGAUUCCGUCGCUUACUGCGUUUGAAAACGUGAUGAUCCCGAUGGAAAUUUUGGGAUUGAAAGAUGCCAAAUCACGCGCCGCCGAACUGCUCGCGCAGGUUGAUCUGACGAAUCGCGGACAUCAUUACCCGACCGAACUUUCCGGCGGCGAACAACAGCGCAUCGCCAUCGCCCGCGCCUUUUCAAAUCAGCCGAAAAUCCUGCUCGCCGACGAACCGACCGGAAAUCUCGAUUCAAAAAACGGCGCGCAUAUUUUCGAGUUGAUGACCGAUCUGCACAAACAAAAUAACGUCACGCUCGUCCUCGUCACGCACGAUCAAAACUUAGCGGAAAUGGCGCAACGGCAAAUCAUUCUGAAAGACGGCAGACUU